AUGGACACGCGUCGGGAUACGCGCUAUGCAUCCGAAUUCCGUGGAUCCGUUGCGAAACCUCCGGCGCGCGGCGUUGGGCAGUUUAAUAAACGUCCGCAGCAUUUGUUUUUCGACGUCCGCGAUGAGAUUAGCGCAAUUAAUGCGGCGGAUUUGAACGCCGCCGUGCUGCGAGCGGAAGUUGGGAGCGCGGCGUGCAGCGGGCUCAUAAACGCCGACCCGAAUGGCUUAGUGGAUAUUAUACCUGCCCCCUGCGCCAGAGGGUGUGGGUUCGAUCCCCACUACUGGAAAGAUGUUGUG
Messenger RNA from Iphiclides podalirius (scarce swallowtail), 297 nucleotides. NCBI's taxonomy places the organism in Eukaryota, Metazoa, Arthropoda, Insecta, Lepidoptera, Papilionidae. The record is from the annotation of a GenBank genome assembly.